AUGCGUCCCUCUCGCGCAUCCAUCGAGGAACCACUCCUCUCUCCAUCUCUCUCCACAUCCACCACCGACGCAGAAGACACCAAACACAUCGCCAACAACGACUACCGAUUUUUCACUCCAGCAAACGCAUACAUAGACCAUGAACACCUCUCCCCAGCAACCCAACCAGGCGUCCAAGCCAUCGAGGCAACGACGCAAGCAUGGACAAAGACUUCUCUCACAGCCGCCUACAUACUAAUCUGGCUCAUCUACUUCGUCGAGACCCUCCUAGCCAGUACCACACUCGCUCUAAUACCUUAUGUCACAUCAGCCUUCUCCAUGCACUCUCUCACUCCAACCAUUAGCAUCCUAUCCAACAUCCUCGGCGGCGUCUUCACCCUCUCGUUAGCAAAGAUUCUAGACAUCUUCGGUCGCCCCCACGGUCUCCUAUUCUGCCUCGUCCUUGGUACGUCUGGUUUAUUACUCAUGGCAAUGUGCGGAGGCGUGACAACGUAUGCGGCAGCGAUGAUUCUGCAUACCGUAGGGAAUAAUGGCGUGCAGUAUAUUCUGUCGGUUUUCAUCGCCGAUACAACAAAGUUGGAGAAUAGGGCGUUGGUCCAGGCACUCAUGAACUCGACGAGUUUGAUCACGGGAUGGGUUGCUGGGCCGUUGGCGCAGGCGUAUUUGACAACGGGGCCGGCCGGAUGGCAGUGGGCGUUUGGAAUGUUUGGUGUCUUGGUUCCGGUUGUUACGUUGCCGCUUUUUGGAUUGUUGGUGCGGAAUUGGAGCAAGGCGAAGCGUUUGGGAUUCGUGGUUGCCAGAGACACGAGGAAGGGACAAAGUGUUCUGCAGUCUGUGAAACACUAUAGUCGGCACUUCGACGUUGUUGGCUUGCUGUUGGUUUCUGCGGGUGUGGCGCUGUUCUUGCUGCCGUUCAAUUUGUAUACGUUGGCGGGGAAGGGCUGGUCGUCUCCGCUAAUCAUCAGCACGCUUGUGCUCGGCAUUAUUUUCCUGCUCGCAUUCGUGGUGUGGGAAAGAUUCUUUGCAUCGAUCUGCUUUCUCCCAUACCGACUGCUCUUGAAUCGAACAGUCUUCGGCGCAUGUCUCCUCUGCACAUGUCUCUUUGGAAGCUACGCCGUUUGGAACAGCUACUUUAGUUCCUUCCUGCAAGUGGUGCAGGGACUGAGCGUGGAGGAAGCGAGUUACGUCGCCCAGUUGUAUACGGUGGUCAGUGUAGUCGUCGCUGUCUCAGCCGGAUACCUGAUUCAUCGGACCGGCCACUUCAAAACCAUCUCGCUCGUUGUUGGCAUUCCGCUAAGUAUGCUGGGCCAGGGUCUCAUGAUAUAUUUUCGCAGCCCUGGAAAUAUUGGGUACAUCGUCAUGUGCUUCCUCCUCAUUUCCAUCUCACAGGGUGUGCUCGUUGUCACGGACGAAAUCGCCAUCCUGGCUGCCGGGUCGCACGAACAUGUCGCCGGAAUGCUCGCCAUCGUAAGCAUUUUCGGUAACAUAGGUGGUGCCAUCGGUCUGACUGUGGCGGCCUCCAUAUGGUCGGACAUCGUUCCCGAUCGACUCAAGCAAUAUCUACCUGCGGAAGACUUGCAUGACCUUCGCAAGAUUUUCGGCGAUAUGAAGACUCAGCUGUCUUACCCGGUAGGCUCCCCAACGCGUCUGGCCAUUCAGCACGCCUACGAAGACGCUAUGCUUCGGCUCUUGGCAGCUAGCACGGGUAUCUGGAUCCUUGGGGCUAUUGGCGUGUUGAUGUGGAGAAAUAUCAACGUGAAGAAUGUGCAGCAGAACAAAGGCCAUAUUUGGUAG
Alternaria atra is the source of this 1794-nucleotide messenger RNA. RefSeq lists its product as uncharacterized. Gene Ontology annotation, molecular function: transmembrane transporter activity. Lineage: Eukaryota; Fungi; Ascomycota; Dothideomycetes; Pleosporales; Pleosporaceae. The record is from RefSeq and is a predicted model, not a curated record. Gene Ontology annotation, biological process: transmembrane transport. The coding region runs from base 1 to 1794 and encodes 597 amino acids. The transcript has a single exon.